Molecule: messenger RNA, 2073 nt
Organism: Auxenochlorella protothecoides
Lineage: Eukaryota; Viridiplantae; Chlorophyta; Trebouxiophyceae; Chlorellales; Chlorellaceae
Product: putative serine/threonine-protein kinase ndrB
Exons: 11
Coding region: 1-2073 (690 amino acids)
Biological process (GO): peptidyl-serine phosphorylation; intracellular signal transduction
Molecular function (GO): protein serine/threonine kinase activity; ATP binding
Source: RefSeq, a predicted model, not a curated record
AUGGGUUACGAGGACGAGUACUUCAGCGAAGAGGUCCUGGCCAAGGCCAAGACCGCCAAAGUGUACAUCGAACAUCUUUACAAAGUUCAGAGUCAGCACCACAAGGAUCGCAAGGACCGGCGGAAGGCGCUAGAAGAGGAGCUGCAGAACCCCGGGCUCACCCCUGAGCAGAGGGAUGCAGCCCGCGCCGAGCUGGAGCGCAGGGAGCGGGACUUUUCCCGCCUGCAGCGCCAGCGGCUCAGCAUGGACGACUACGAGCCCCUCAAGCUGAUCGGCAAGGGAGCCUUUGGGGAGGUGCGCAUUUGCCGGGACCGGGCCUCUGGCGGCCUGGUUGCGGUGAAGAAGCUGAAGAAGGCGGAGAUGGUGCGGCGCGGGCAGGUCGACCAUGUGCGCGCGGAGCGCAAUGUGCUGGCCGAGGUGCGGCACCGCGCCGUGGUGCGGCUUCUGUGCAGCUUCCAGGACGAGGAGAUGCUAUACCUGGUCAUGGAGUACAUGCCGGGGGGCGACCUCAUGACCCUGCUCAUCCGGCAGGAGAUCCUGCCGGAGCCCAUGGCCCGCUUCUACCUCGCGCAGACGGUGGUGGCCCUGGAGGCCAUCCAUGCCGCGGGCUACAUCCAUCGCGACAUCAAGCCGGAUAACCUGCUGCUGGAUGCCAGCGGGCACAUGAAGCUGUCGGACUUUGGGCUGUGCAAGCCCGUGGACGUCAGCCUGCUGCCGGCCUUCAAAGCAGCUGCCGACCCUGUGGCCUUCAGGCAGCUGCCCUCGCCCCCCGACGCCGCCUCGCAGAGCGAGCAGCUGCGGCACUGGCAGCAGAACCGGCGCAAGCUGGCCUUCAGCACGGUGGGAACGCCAGACUACAUCGCCCCCGAGGUCCUCAUGAAGAAGGGGUACGGGAUGGAGUGCGACUGGUGGAGCCUGGGCGCCAUCAUGUUUGAGAUGGUGGUGGGCUUCCCACCCUUUUACUCCGACGACCCCAUGACCACCUGCCGCAAGAUCGUGAACUGGGCCACGUACCUGCGCUUCCCCGCCGAGGCGGAGGCCUCGCUCUCCCCCGCGGCCAAGGACCUCAUCAUGCGCCUGCUCUGCGACGUGGACCGGCGCCUUGGCGGGCACGGCGCGGCGGAGAUCAAGCGCCACCCCUUCUUCCGCGGCGUGGACUGGGUGCGGCUGUACGAGUCGCCGCCGCCCUACCGCCCGGCCAUCACCCACGAGCUGGACACCCAGAACUUCGAGCAAUACGAGGACCCGGAACGCGGCGCGCGCGCGGGGCACUCCCCCGGCAGCGCCAGCAGCAGGAGCCGGCCGGUGGCGGACCCCAACUUCAUCGGCUACACCUACAAGCCCUUCGAGGCGGUGCAGCGCAGCGACUCAGGCGGGCAGCUGCCCUCGCCCCCCGACGCCGCCUCGCAGAGCGAGCAGCUGCGGCACUGGCAGCAGAACCGGCGCAAGCUGGCCUUCAGCACGGUGGGAACGCCAGACUACAUCGCCCCCGAGGUCCUCAUGAAGAAGGGGUACGGGAUGGAGUGCGACUGGUGGAGCCUGGGCGCCAUCAUGUUUGAGAUGGUGGUGGGCUUCCCACCCUUUUACUCCGACGACCCCAUGACCACCUGCCGCAAGAUCGUGAACUGGGCCACGUACCUGCGCUUCCCCGCCGAGGCGGAGGCCUCGCUCUCCCCCGCGGCCAAGGACCUCAUCAUGCGCCUGCUCUGCGACGUGGACCGGCGCCUGGGCGGGCACGGCGCGGCGGAGAUCAAGCGCCACCCCUUCUUCCGCGGCGUGGACUGGGUGCGGCUGUACGAGUCGCCGCCGCCCUACCGCCCCGCCAUCACCCACGAGCUGGACACCCAGAACUUCGAGCAAUACGAGGACCCGGAACGCGGCGCGCGCGCGGGGCACUCCCCCGGCAGCGCCAGCAGCAGGAGCCGGCCGGUGGCGGACCCCAACUUCAUCGGCUACACCUACAAGCCCUUCGAGGCGCGCGUGAGGGAGGCCAAGCCCUCGCCCAGGCCGUCGCUCAACAGCCUGGAGGCCGCUUUCGAGGCGGUGCACCUCAACACCUCGCCGCGGCACUGA